Messenger RNA from Camellia sinensis, 690 nucleotides. The record is from RefSeq and is a predicted model, not a curated record. Lineage: Eukaryota; Viridiplantae; Streptophyta; Magnoliopsida; Ericales; Theaceae.
AUGGAAGAUGGGAAAGUGAACAAGUUAUACCAAACAGCACCAAUGAACAAUAGAUAUCACCGUAUACACGGUGAAGUCCCGACCCACGACCCUAUUUGGAGACUUGUUGAUUGUGAUGACAAUGGCAAGGAGUUCACCGACAUGGUCUACGAGAAAGCUGUUGGCGAACCCAUUGCCAAGGUCACGCUCUAUUGUCUGCCUGAUUUGUCUGAUCUGCUUCUGCAACUAGCUAGGCUUCAUCAUGGAGCUCAGCAUGUAUAUUCUCUGUUAGCCGGUAUCGGAGGCUUUCCCAUGACAAAGAAGUGUGCUUGGGGUUUGGCCGGACCUUAUGCUGAGUCCAUUGUAUCAAGGGUUGUUGAGCCUAAAAAAACACGUGAAAUGUGGUUUCUGGCAAGGUUCUACACUGCUUUCGAAGCAAAGAAAAUGGAACUUGCCAACAUAGUUGUCCCGCUAGAGAAGUUAGAACAAGAAACGGUUAAGUGGUGUCGAGAGAUCUUAAGAAACAAUUCAACUGCAAUUCGGGUGUUGAAAUCCGCUCUUAAUGCUGUUGAUGACAGCCAUUCUACACUCCAGGAACUUGGAGGGAAUGUCAUUCUGAUGUUUUAUGGAAUCGAUGAAGGUAAUGAGGAAAAGACGACAUAUAUGGAGUGUAGACGGCCAGAGUUCUCAAAAUUCCCCCGACGACCAUAA